UGUUGGUUGAGAUGCCAUACCAACUACCAUCCAUGGGGUUUUGUAUCUUCAUCUGCGCUCUCUCACUGAUUGCGCCAUCAUUGGCCGGAGACUAUGCUCCUCCUCCGCAACCAGAGGGCUAUGCUCCACCGCCAGCAGGUUAUUUACCUCCCGCAGGAACACAGACGAAGUGUUGUGAUAAUGCCAUCCUAAUAAAUGGACGAUGUGUUUGUAAACCUAACUACUACGGUGCUAGUACACAUCCAUGUGACAAACCAUGUUGGGAUAAAUGUGGACGAAAUACAUACUGCAAUGUGAAAACAUUCCAAUGUAAUUGCAAAACUGGUUUCAUUGGAAGUCCUUACACCGAUUGCCAUCUUCCUUGCUAUGGAAAAUGUGUAGACAAUGCCACCUGCAAUAAAGAUACCAACAAAUGUGUGUGUAACACAGGACUCGUGGGAAAUGGUGCAGUGUUAUGUCACAAACCGAGCGUCGUCGUACUCACAAAAACUGUCUAUACUGUUUCUGAAAGCGUGGGUCAAUUACAAGUUGAGGUCCUGCGAAAGGGAAGUAGUGUAGGCGUAUUAACUGUGACAUACGCAACCACAGAUUUGACAGCUUCCUAUGGUGUCGAUUACUCUGGCAAUAAAGGUGUGGUGGUCUUUGGCAACGGCGAGAACACAAAAUACAUCACCUUUUACAUUAUUUCCGAUAAGAAAUAUGAACAGGCCGAAAAAUUUAAAGUUACGCUGUUGUCAGUUAGUAUUGGAGGCAUUCUGGGAACCCCAAUCGAGGCUGUGAUCACAAUUACAAACGACGACAAACCAUGUGGAUCAUGCGGACCUUAUUCCCACUGUGAUGUUCCGUCCCAAAAGUGUGUCUGCGAUGACGGAUAUAUUCUAGAUCCCUAUCAUGGCUAUCACGGAGGAUGUGUCAAACCAUGUGGCGGACGCUGUUGUACUAAUGCAUACUGCAAUAAACAAGACAAUAGAUGCUACUGUAACAAAGGAUUCUAUGGAGUACCAACAAUUAAAUGUUACAAGCCCUGUAAGGACGCAUGCAAAAUCAAUUCUUACUGUGGAAAGUACAACAAGUGUUACUGUAAUAAAGGAUUUUACGGAAAUCCAUAUGAUGGAUGCCAUCCACCAUGUCACGGUCAUUGUAAAAUCAAUGCCAGAUGCGAUAUCCCCUCCCAAAAAUGUGCUUGUAAUGAUGGAUUCUACGGCGACCCAUACAAAAUCUGUGACAAACCUGGUGUGGUUGUGAUUGCAAGUCCUACCUACUCUGUAGUAGAAAAUGUUGGUGUUGUCGUCAUAACGGUGACCCGAACUGGAUCCACUUAUGCCGCUGUUACUGUUAAAUGGGAGAGCCGUGGCAUCACAGCUCUUCAAGGCAGUGAUUAUAUUGGCAAAUAUGGAUAUAUCUAUUUUGCUAGCGGACAGACAUCCGAAACCAUCAGCAUCGAAAUCACCGUCGACUUGAUCUACGAAAAGGACGAGACCUUCUCUGUGUCCCUGACUCAUGUCACUGCGGGUGCAGUACUUGGUAAUAUUUUCCAGACAAUUGUUACGAUCAAGAAUGAUGACCCUCCUUGUGGCGGACCAUGCAAGCCAUUCUCUCGAUGUGACGUUCCUAGCCAGAGAUGUGUGUGCAUCAAAGGGUACAUACCAAAUCCCUAUGGAGGUUGUUCACUGCCUUGCGGGGGAAAAUGUUGUGCCAAUGCUUAUUGCGAUGCUACUGACAACAGGUGUAAAUGUAGAACUGGGUAUAUCGGUAUAGGAACAUGGAAAUGCAGCAAACCUUGUGAUGCUGCCUGUAAAAGCUACGCUUAUUGCGCCAAAGAUAAUAGGUGUUAUUGUAGUAAAGGAUACUACGGAAGUCCAUACAAAGGAUGUCAUUUGCCGUGCCAUAAUCUAUGCAAAGCCAACACCGCAUGUGAUCUCUUGAACCAUAGAUGUUACUGUAAACGUGGUUAUUACGGUAACCCACUCAAGGGAUGUUCAGUUGCGGGGUCUUUUGUGUUUACCAAAUCUGUCUACACUGUGAAGGAAAAUGUCGGACUCGUCCACGUAACUAUCAAAAGGACGGGAUCGAGUUCACAGGGCGUCUCUGUUUAUUGGAAAACUGUAGAGGGAAGCGCGAAACGCGUGACCGACUUUGGUGACACAGGUGGUAUAAUCUACUUCGCAAGCGGUGAAAAUGAAAAGACCAUCACGAUUCAUAUCCUCGACGAUAAGGUUUACGAGACAGAUGAGUCAUUCACUGUUACUCUGACAUUGGUAAGCGCAGGAGGUGUUCUAGGACAGGUGGUGACAGCAACCAUUACUAUCCAGGAUGAUGACGAUACUUGCGGUGGACCAUGUGGACAUUAUGCCCACUGUGAUUUACGCAUUCAUAAGUGUGUUUGUGACAAGGGCUACUUGUUGGAUUCCUAUCAUGGAGGAUGUGUUCCGCCAUGUGGUGGAAGAUGCUGUAAUAACGCAUACUGCGACAGGGGUGAUAAUACAUGUAAAUGUAAACCAGGAUACCUUGGACUCGGAACUGUGGCCUGUUAUAAACCAUGUCAAGGCGCAUGCGUAAUAAAUGCUGAAUGUGGACCUGAUAAUAAGUGUUGCUGUAAGAAAGGUUACUAUGGAAACCCGUACGUAGAAUGUACACUACCAUGUAGGGCUCAGUGUAAGAGAAAUGCUCGAUGUGACAUCUCGUCCCAGCGAUGCGAAUGUGCUCACGGAUUCUACGGGGACCCAACAGUUGGAUGUGACAAAGCAAGUACAUUUGUGUUCGCGAAACCCAGUUACCAAGUCAACGAAGACGCGGGUACCAUAACAGUGACAGUAAAAAGGAUUGGAUCAACAUAUGGGUCUAUAUCUGUGAGUUGGGUAACAAAAGAUUUAUCCGCCGGCCACCCUCAUGACUUUUUCAACAGCUACGGAGUGUUAUUCUUCGCUCAUGGCGUUGAGUCACGGACCAUCACAAUUUAUCUCUUUGUCGAUAAGGUAUAUGAACAAGACGAGAAUUUCCAGAUAGUUUUGACAAAAGUGACGCCUGGAGGUGUGCUUGGAGGUUUGACAGCAACAACUGUUACUAUUUUAAACGACGACAAACCAUGUGGAGGACCUUGUGGAAUAAACGCUUACUGCGACAAACCAACACAGAAAUGUGUAUGUAACAAAGGUUUCAUUCUGUGGCAUGGAGUAUGUGGCCUUCCAUGUGGUGGAAAAUGCUGCGCCAAUGCAUACUGUAGCAGCAAGGACAACCAAUGUUACUGUAACAGAGGCUACAUCGGAACCCCAACACAGAAAUGUUACAUUCCAUGUAAUAGAGCCUGUAAAGAUUAUGCCUUCUGUGGGAAAGAUAACAAGUGUCAUUGCAAGACGGGUUAUUACGGAAAUCCCUACCAGACUUGUCAUCUACCUUGCCACGGCCAGUGUAAGCAGAACUCCAAAUGUGACACUACUACCCAUCAGUGUGUUUGCCUCCCGGGAUUCUUUGGUGAUGGGAAGGUCGGAUGUUCGAAGCCAAGCGUGUUUAUUAUCGCCCAGUCAAGCUAUGCUGUAAAAGAAAGCGUAAAUGUACUAGUUGUAAACGUGAAUAGGAUUGGCUCUAGUUCUGGAUCAGUGAAGGUUACCUGGAAAACUACGGAUCUGACCGCCGAAAGUGGCCACGACUACGUCAACACCGGAGGAGUUCUUUACUUUGGAGACAAGGAAACCUCUAAGGAUAUUUCCAUUCACAUUAUUGACGACAAAUUUUACGAGGCUGACGAACAGUUUGUGAUCACUCUUACUGAAGUGACACAGGGAGGAGUAAUUGGACUUCAGUACAAAGCGACGGUCACCAUUGAGAAUGAUGAUGAACCAUGCGGAGGACCUUGCGGAAUUAAUGCUUUCUGCGACAAACCAUCACAGAAAUGUCUUUGUCUCAAAGGAUUCGUUAAGUGGAAUGGAGUAUGUGAGCAUCCGUGUGGUGGACAUUGCCCGGCCUACCCACACUCUCACUGUAACUACAAGACUAACAAAUGUGAGUGUGACGACAACUACUCAGGUGAUGCCUACCACGGAGGAUGUAUAUGCACUAGUGGAGGACAUACCGGAGGAUAUGGGGAAACUCAAACCGGUGGCGAUUAUGGAAGUACUGGCGGAGGUGGCGGUUACGAAGCUGCGCCCGACAGUGGAUAUUAAACUCCAUAGAUAACAUUUACUUUGUCAAAAAAAUGAAAAAUAAAAUAAUCAUUACUAACUUAUUGCAU
Mizuhopecten yessoensis (Yesso scallop) is the source of this 4228-nucleotide messenger RNA. RefSeq lists its product as uncharacterized. Gene Ontology annotation, biological process: cell communication; metal ion transport. The record is from RefSeq and is a predicted model, not a curated record. Bases 12 to 4160 code for a protein of 1382 amino acids. The transcript has 32 exons. Lineage: Eukaryota; Metazoa; Mollusca; Bivalvia; Pectinida; Pectinidae. Gene Ontology annotation, cellular component: membrane.